This is a messenger RNA of Lycium barbarum (goji berry), 1094 nucleotides long. RefSeq lists its product as uncharacterized. Bases 38 to 889 code for a protein of 283 amino acids. The record is from RefSeq and is a predicted model, not a curated record. Lineage: Eukaryota; Viridiplantae; Streptophyta; Magnoliopsida; Solanales; Solanaceae. Gene Ontology annotation, molecular function: small ribosomal subunit rRNA binding; structural constituent of ribosome. Gene Ontology annotation, cellular component: mitochondrial small ribosomal subunit; ribosome. Gene Ontology annotation, biological process: translation. The transcript has 5 exons.
UUAACACAGUACACACACUAUUUGUUCCAAUUUCCAAAUGCUAAAUCAAGUCGGCAAAUCCCGUUUUUCAUCUCCGGCAAAGAUGAAGCUUGUCCGAGGUGUCUUAAAUGCUUACCUAUCUCGUUCUUCUUCUUCUUCUCCUCAAGUUUUCAGAACCUUUUCUGCACUUCCAAAUUUUGACCCUGAUGAUAAGCAAAGCACCAACUCAUUUGAGUCUGCUGAAGACUUUCAAAGACGAAUUUUUGGUGAUAAUACGGGAAACAGGCCAAGUCCAAACUCCUUUUUCAGAAAGCUCGAUAGGGCUGAAAAGUCUUAUGAUAGAUCUGGUCCGGGCUCCACGUUCAGUUCUGGAAAUAGAUCUAGUAUCCUUGAUGGUCUGGAUGAGAGUUUUGAUACAUUAUCAGAUGGGAUGGAUGGUAAGCUGAAGGAAGCUGCCAGAUAUUUUGAGUUUGAUCCUGAUGAAGUAGAUAAAGAUGACUAUGCUUACAGAGCCGAUAUGACCUUUUGGCCCGGGAGCACUUAUGAACUCAAGGAUCUUGAUCUUAAAAAACCAGGAGUUCGCAAGCCCAAAAAAUGGGAUGAAUUUGAGACUACGACAGAGGAAGUUUUGCGCAAAGCUGAUUUCAGGAAUGUGAGGUUCCUAGCUAACUUCAUCACGGAGGCUGGAAUCCUCAUCAAGAGGAGCAAGACUGGAAUUAGUGCCAAGGCUCAAAGAAAGAUUGCCCGGGAGAUAAAAACUGCCAGAGCUUUUGGUCUGAUGCCUUUCACAACUAUGGGAACAAAGCAGUUUGUAUUUGGCAGAACAAUGGAGGACCUUGACGCAGAUUAUGAAUAUGAGAUGUACGACCCCACUUUUGUCGAUACAGAAGCUGGUCGGGAACCUCUUUAAGCCUGAAAAGAUACUACUAGUUACUAUUAGUUUAAUUAACUACGGUUUUGUCCUUGAGAACGUGUAUUUCAGUUAUGGCUGUGAAAAGAUUCUCUCUAUUAGCUGAGAUUUUUUUUUCCUUCAAGUUACGUACUGCUUCAAAGGACUGCCCUACAUAAUACACGUUGGUUUCAUUGUAUGUCAAUGAUUUAGCUGUUGGAGCUCU